AUGUCGUUGCCGGAUGUUUCGAUUGGGAUCAUCGUUGUUCUUGUGCUAUGGUCGAUAUCAAAAAAUUGGUUGAUUUCUGCUGCUUCAAAACUUUUAUCCGUUCUUCGAGCAGUUCGGAGUUUUCUAUUCCCUGAAUGCCGUCGUUUGCUUACUUUGGAAGAGUACCAACAGCAAGGUGAAGAAGAAACAAGAAAAGCGCUGGAACAAUUGCGCCAGUACUGUCGUAGUCCAGAAGCAAAUGCAUGGAAGAUCACAUGCUCUGUAAAUGAUCCAAAAAAGUUCGCAAGCUUCGUAGAUGGUGCUUCUGAUCACGUCAGUGAGGAAGAAUCACGUUUGCAUGAUCUGGAAUGUCUAGAUUUGGAUGAUCUCACUGAUGACAGCGGCGAGGACGAAUAUGUUGUUGCGAGGCGUUCGCUUCUUUCAAACAGUCAAAAUGCUUUAAGGCAAAGAUAUUACGAUGAUCAAGAAAAUAUUGCUCCUUCUCACAGUCGAUUGGUGCAUUUGGAUUCUAGCGUAAGGCAGAGGCAUACAUUUGAAGAGCACGAAGACAGCGACUCCAGUGAUAGCCUUGUUAAUGGUUCUGCGCCAUUGUAUGACACCAGUUUGUCACUGAAAACACAUCGAAGGUAA
Gongylonema pulchrum is the source of this 630-nucleotide messenger RNA. The record is from the annotation of a GenBank genome assembly. NCBI's taxonomy places the organism in Eukaryota, Metazoa, Nematoda, Chromadorea, Rhabditida, Gongylonematidae.